Uranotaenia lowii is the source of this 2693-nucleotide messenger RNA. RefSeq names its product CTTNBP2 N-terminal-like protein (gene Naus). NCBI's taxonomy places the organism in Eukaryota, Metazoa, Arthropoda, Insecta, Diptera, Culicidae. The transcript is spliced from 8 exons. The coding region runs from base 288 to 2693 and encodes 801 amino acids. The record is from RefSeq and is a predicted model, not a curated record.
UCAAAGUUUUGAAUGGCCAGAAAAUGGUUCCAGAAAUUUGAUACUUCAAGUAAGGGCAUUGCCAUCCAGAAAGUUACUUGCCGAUUCAGGAAUCAAAAAAGUGCCGAUUUUGGUUCUUGCGUCUUGGUGUAGUGCGUUUGUCAGAAAAAGUUGGAAAGAUUACUGUCUAGAAAGAUAAUUGCGGUAACAUCCUGACAAAAAAGAAACCCAACUCUAUAAAAAACAAAGAACACUACACGGGACUGAAAUUGUGCUUCACCGGAACUGCACUGUGGCCUCCGGUGGUGAUGAGCACCAACAGUGGUACCAACCCUGGCACGAGACCACGUCUCGUAUCUACCUCGAUUAGGAGGAAAUUGUCCCCAUCGAAGAAGGUGAAAAUUACCGAUAGCAGCGACGAUCCGGAUCUGGAGCUCCCGGGUAGUGGGAUGAUGGCCGAACCAGCUGCUAACAAUAAUGAUCUGCCAGACGGCGAGGAGCGGCCAACGCCCGGGGCCAUCAGGGAGCCGGAUGAAUGCUCCGAUGCUGAUGCUGAUAAACCACCGACGAAGUUCACCGAGGCAGACCUGCAAGCGAUUAAAUUGACCAGUGAUACCUUGAAGCGCAACCCAAAGAUGGACUUCAGCAAAACCGAUCUUCUCAAAUUGCUGAGCUACCUGGAGGGUGAACUGCAGGCUCGAGACGUCGUUAUAGCGGUUUUGAAGACGGAAAAGGUUAAGCACCUGCUCAAUACGGCCCGGUACAGCAAGUCGACCAAUCUGAACGAUCCACAUGCGGCCCUGUAUCGGGACAAUCUGGCCUCGAUCGGUAACAUUGCGAGCCGGCAGGCUUCGAUUCAGGCUGCCUAUUCGGAGCACGAGAUGCGGCUGCUGAACGAUCAGCGAGUCGGCGUCAAAGAACAGAUGGAUUCGCUGGCAACAUUGGUGAUGCAACAGCGUCAAACGCAAGGCAAAAUGGUCCAGGUGCUGAAGGAUGCCGAGGAUCGCUACAAAACUGUGGUUGCCGAGCUGGAGGAAGAACGGCGGAAGCACGAACAUACUACGGCUCAGGGCGAUGACAUCACCUAUGGGCUCGAGAUCGAACGAUCUCGUUUGAAGCAGGAGCUGGAACACGAGAAGGAGAAACACAAGGCCCUGGAGCUGGAGCUAAAAAAGGUCCAGGAACAGUUCGAGGCCGAAAAAAACCGCCAGAAGCAGAUCGUUUUACUUUUGCUGGCCGAAAGGAAAAAGAUCAUCAUCAAGUACAUUGAGGAGCGGAAGAGGAGCGAAGAUCUGGCUCAGAUAUUGUCCGAGGAAAAGAUGCGGGUGGACACGAUUGCCGAAGGGCUCGAAGAGGAAAGCAAAAAAUCUCUAAGAAUGGAGGCGGAGCUGGAAACUCAAACCCAGCAGUUUGAUCUCGAACGGAAGGUACUGCACCAAAGUCUAGCCAAGGAGGAGAAGAGGAUAAAAGAACAGGAACUGGAAAUCCAACAACUCAAAGCUGAACUCGACCUGCUGCGAAAGCAAACGGGAAUCAGGCAUCCAUUGGUGGCUCCACAGCUGCCCACCAAACCGGGUGGUCUGAUGCCUUCGAGGCCAUCUAUCGGUGGUGCCGGAUCUAGUGGAUCGGACGUAGAUGGCAUAGGAUCUUCUUCUUCCGCUUCCGCUGGUGCUGGUUCAUCAUCUGCUGCUGCCGCCGCCGUUGCCGGAAUUUUGCCGCCUGGUGCUGCCGCUAUGAUCACUAGUGUGGCCACUUCCAAGGUGGUCCAACCGACGGCUACCGUUUCUAGUGUACCCGUCUCGGGGCCAACAACCGGCAUAGCCCGCUCGGUGUCCCCGGGGCAGCUCAUCCGCCAGACGGCCAUAUCACAGGUUUCGGUGACGUCUCCACCGAUCGGUUCCGGUCCCGGUUCCAAUUCGAUGCCGGUGGCACCCUCACCCGAGACCUACGCCAACGCAGCUGCCGCUUCCGGUUUGAUUACGCCCGGAAAGAUGGCCACUGUUCGGAAAGCGUCCUCGUCGCCGGCUAGUGUAAACCCUGGCGUCGGAAUCACCGCAGGAACGGCCACCGUUAAGAAGACAAUAAUUCCGCCCGUCGGGGGCCGCGGCGUCCCACCUCCGAUACCGCCGAACAAGCCACAGAUUCCGCCGAAACUUUCCGGCACUUCGGCAGCGGCUGCCGUGGCCGCUGCAGCUGUUUCGUCGCGCAUACCAUUUCUGAGCAAUAGCAGCAAUAGUCCGAACAGCCCAUCGAUACUAUCGCCAUCAUCUUCUUCUGUGUCCUCACCAUUAGCACUGUCUGCUGCUUCAUCAUCGUCACCCUGCUCACCAUCACAACUCUCCUCACAACCAUCACAACAGCUACCAUCCAGUGCUAGCGCUAGCAGUACUUCCUCCACUACUACCGCUACUAGUACUUGCGUAGUGCCCCAAGGGCUAACUGCCAACAGCAGUGGAACGGUACCGCCCAUAAAUAAUUUUAUCACAUCUUCAACAGCUGCCAGCAACAGCAACGGAAUUGCCUCCGCAGCAACAGCAGCUGCUGCAACAACAGCAACAACAACUGCCGCAGCAGCAGGGUGUGCACCGGGCACCACAACCGCCGCCGCAGUCGCAUCACAAAAUUCUGCGGCGUCAGCCCCAUCUGCAUCCGUUCCAACCGCAGCAGAAAUAUUGACAAACAUCGCCGGUUGCGAAGACGCCUCGGACAACUAA